UUUGUGUGGCGGCAGAGGGCAGACCAAGGACACUAUAAUAGUCUCCUUGGGGCAGGCGCUGUCCAGUGCCCAGCCCGGCUCAGGCAGCACAACAACAGUCCCGCCACCACCACCACCUGACCUCAGCAGUGCCAGCACGGAGCCAGCACCCUGCAGACCCGCACAGCGUCCUACGAGAAGCUCUGAAGCCGCCACGAUGCGCUGGUCUCCGCCGGCACUCCUUCUGCUGCCCCUGCUGCUGGCCUGGGACACCACUUCAGUCAGCCGCGUGUGUGGGUGUAAGACUGGAGACCAUCCUAUCCAACAACCCAAUCCUGCUUCUGCUCCUGACCUGCUUUCGGCUACAAGAAAUCCCUGGAUACGCCGAGAUCAAAUCCCUCAACCUACAACUGCUGGUCCUGACUACACUGACGACCCCGAUGCCGCGUCUAGUCCUGAAAUUGAAGGAGUAGCGCUCCAGGUUGAGACGGUUCAGUUCCUUGAAGAACAUGCUGUACGUGAUUCGCAUGGCAGCGUGCGCAUUGAGGCAAUACCUGUAGCUGCGGCAAUAAGGGGCAUGAGACCACUGGACUUCUAUUUAAAGGACACACCGCUCCCGAGACGACCAGCCACACCACAUGACCACGCCAUCAUGACCACCACAUCCAGCCACACCCAAGACCACUAAUUGUAGCCACACCAACACCAAUAAUACGAGCCACACCAAACCAUGACGACCACCAAUACCAGCCACA
Messenger RNA from Eriocheir sinensis (Chinese mitten crab), 734 nucleotides. RefSeq lists its product as uncharacterized. Lineage: Eukaryota; Metazoa; Arthropoda; Malacostraca; Decapoda; Varunidae. Bases 197 to 667 code for a protein of 156 amino acids. The transcript has 3 exons. The record is from RefSeq and is a predicted model, not a curated record.